UCAUUAUGAGCAAAUCAGAAAGUUAAACUGCUAUUUCAGGCUACGAGAUGUUUGAAUCAGUGAUGUCAUGGUUCACAGUUUAAGCAGCAGCUGUGUUGUGGGAGAGAAGAUGAGGUCAUGUGGAUGACAUCAUCAGCACGCUGACAGAAUGGGCUUUAUGUACGCGGUGUGAGCGCGAGGCCGAUCCACAACGCCUUCUGUGCCUCCUCCCACGUGGUCUAUUGUGUUUCCUACAAUGCUCUGUCAGAUCCCAUACUGCUGAACUGUAGCUCUCAAAGACAUCUGUGUCUGUUUGUGUGUGUGUGUCUGUGUGUGUGGGUGUGUGUGAGUUUACGGUUCGUAGACCAGAACAGAGUUGCGGUACAUAUAUCAUGAAUGGUCCAGGGAGAAUCGUUUGACAUUAAAAAUAACACUGAACUCAGCUUUCUAUCACAGACUUUAUUUCAAGUAUAACAACAGGAAGUUCACUGAAACUCCUCAACUUAUGGAUAAAAUCCUAACAUGUGGAAAACAUCUUGGAUUCUAAAUAAAGUGGAAAAGGACGAGAGCACAUGAUUGAGCUACACAAGGAAUGUCAGAAGGUGUGUGAGCCGGGAGAGAGAAGAUGCCUGGGCCGAUGUUCCUGCAGCAGGAUGUUGAGGAUCAGGUGGAGUUGUGGUGGUUUGGUGAACCGUGCAUCUCCCUGCUCUGCUACGCCUCGUCAGUUGCCCUGGUGCUCGGCCUGGGGACUGGCGGUGUGGUGCUUCUGUCUUCCGCCAGCUCUGUGGAGGCGUCUUCGGCUGUGUGGCGCCUCAGCGUGGGCUCUGCCCUGUGUGUCCUGGCCCUCGUACUCGUCCUGAAACAGUUGUUAAGCUCGGCUGUGCAGGACAUGGGCUGCGUACGCAGUCGGAGACGCAUCGUGCAGCUGCGUAGCGGCGGAGACGUCGAUCCGUCUCUGCUGCUGGCUGUGGGCUUGGCGCUGACGCUCGGUGGUGCAGCAGUGCUGCUGUGCCUGGCCUCAUCACGCAUGCUGCUCACAGGGAUGCUUCUCCUGUCCAGUGGGGGCGCUCUGGUGCUGAGCGUGGUGGUGUACGUGACGAUGAAGUACGUCUGGAAGCGGAGAGAGAGCAGACGGAGGAGGAUACGCAGAAGGGUGAGGGUCUACACUGUGGCAGGACAGAGCAGUCACAUGUGGAGAGACUCAGCCUCGAGUCAAGCUGGUCUGAUCUGAAUGCUGGAGGAUUUCAGUUUUAGUAAAGUCCAGGAUGAAUUUGCUGUUUCAAAGAACAGAAGAAGGACAUCAGUGUAACUGUCAAAGAGCUGAGAGAUUCAAAGAGAUUUACACAAUCUCUCAUCGUCACGUAACAUCAGACAGGAGGAUCAUGUGACCUCUCACAUUUUAUACACCUCCAUUUUUACACGUGUCACAGCUGCACAACUGACUUUUUUUUUUAAAAGCAUUGACACUCUAAUUUGCAUCGUCUCCCUCAUCUACACCCUUUCAGGUUUACACUUUAUCUACUCUGCAACUGGUCUUCUUCUCAUCUGGGCUACACCUGACCUUCACCUGGUCUGGUCUACACCUGGUUUAAUACUGGUUUGGUCUAAACCUUGCUUAGUCAGCACCUGGUCUACUCUUCACCUGGUCUUCUUUUGAUCUGGUCAAUUCCUAAGAAGCAAAUGGUCUCUUCCAAAAUUGGUCUGGUCUACACCUGGUUUGGUUUACACCUGACAUGGUCAAUGUUGCAACUGGUCUACUACUGGUUUGGUCUACACCUGGUUUAGUCUUCACUGGUCUUCUUUUGAUCUGGUCUAUUCCUGACCAACAAAUGGUCUAAUCUACAAUUGGUUUGGUCUGCACCUGAUCUGGUCUACACCUGGUCUGUACCAGUUCAAUUAGAACAUAUCUUAAUUACAAACUGUAGAGGGAAGAAAAGGCAACAAACAAGAACAAAAAAGUAUAUUUAAAUUAGCAACCAAUAAAUGUGACUAAUAUCAGCUCUCUGAAUUGAGAACAUCUAUAAUCAUGAUCCACUCACCUUCUCCAACAUGGCCACCUUUACUGCAGUCACAUCCUGAACAGCUCGGACCAUCACUCCUAUGAUUAAUGUUCUUUAUGUGGUUACUGGAUUGAGUGGAAAUUCAUUAUAAUCCCACAAAAUGUUAUGAUUGAAGAAAGUGGAAGCCCCACCCCUUCUGAUACCACCUUCCUGGUAUCUCCAGCCAGUUUUACUCUUCUGAGGCUUUUUCUUUUCAGGGGCAUCAUUUGGUUCUGAUCUUCAUUAAAUAGUUUACAUUAAGAAACCAGUGAUUGAGAGAAGUGGGUUGGCUGAGGUUCAGAGAGGUGACAUCACCAUGUUCACGCCUUUUUCAUUUUAUUUUCCAUUUAUUUUUGCUUUAAUAAUUCAAUUUAUAAAAUGUCUCACUUGGAUAUUCCCGUGCGGUUCAAUACUGGUUCAUCUGCCGGUUCUAACAUGAUUAAAAUAAAGAAGAUUUUGUGUAGUGAUGUUUUUGUUCUGUGUGUU
This is a messenger RNA of Silurus meridionalis, 2504 nucleotides long. It is a transcript of the gene tmem125b, whose product is annotated as transmembrane protein 125b. The transcript is spliced from 2 exons. The record is from RefSeq and is a predicted model, not a curated record. The coding region runs from base 605 to 1210 and encodes 201 amino acids. Lineage: Eukaryota; Metazoa; Chordata; Actinopteri; Siluriformes; Siluridae.